ACCGUCUCUUCACACUCAUCUCUUGCUGGUCAUGCAACAGGACCUUUCUGGACUGACCAUCGGUAGAGGCUAGCAUGUCAAAAGCAUCCGCCGUGUCCAAAGCUGCGGCCGGCACCUUUGUCGUCCUAACGGUCUCCGCCAUUGCCGGCAUCUUCACUAUGGUCAUUUUUUACAAGAUAGAAAUCUCUGAGAUGAACGUAACUUCUCCUCCGACGAUGCCAUCCACCAGCACCACCACAUUACCGCCCGUCUUGAGGCUGCCGAGGGACCUAAUACCUCAAAGCUACGAGAUCACCCUCCAGCUUGACUUCUACACCAAAAUCGUCGAGGUGGUCAAUGUCAACAGUCCCGACCAGACAAGGCUCUUCACCGGGAACUCCACUGUCAGCUUUCAUUGUGUCCAGGGCACCAAGGCUAUCUACCUUCACAGCAGUGACCUGAACAUUUAUGAUGCGGUACUGAUAAACAAUAACAGUUAUACGCAGAUCAACGUGUCUUCUUCAAUGAAGAGCCACUCAUAUCCAAGCAACUUCUUGGAGAUCCAGUUGGAAGAGGCGUUAGAGGAAGGGGUGAACUACAAUCUGUACCUGUCUUUCCAAGGAAAAAUUAACCAAAGUCCUCACGCAAUGUUUAUAAGCCGGUACGUCGAUGGUUCUCCAGUUUAUGAAGGCGAUCAAGACACAGAAAGAUUCCUCGUCGCCACCACGUUGGAGCCAACCUAUGCCAGGAAAGUCUUUCCUUGCUUCGACGAACCCGACAUGAAAGCAGUGUUCCAUGUGACAAUCAUCCACAGGAAACACACCAAAGCUCUAGGGAAUGCAGAAGUUCGAGAAUCCACUGAUAUCGACGACAACUUGAUGGUGACUUGCUUUUACCCAACGCCCAAGAUGUCAACGUACCUGUUUGCCUUCACAGUCUCAGAGUUCACAUUUACCAAUCUUUCAAGACCUGGCCAUGUGGAUAUUAAAACGUAUGCACGUCCUGACGCCAUUAGAGCAGGUCAUGCUCAGUAUGCCACCAACAUCACUGAAAAGAUCCUCACGUUCUACGAGAGCUACUUUGAAAUUAAUUACCAACAGAAAAAGCUAACUCAAAUUGCACUGCCAGACUUAAGAGCUCCAGCGAUGGAAAAUUGGGGACUAGUCACGUACCAGGAGGGACGCCUGCUCUAUGAGGAGGGAGUGUCUUCACUGUUGCACAAGGAAGACAUUGCCUCUAUCAUUGCACAUGAAUUGGCACAUCAGUGGUUUGGUAAUCUGGUGACAAUGAAAUGGUGGAACGACGUUUGGCUUAACGAGGGCUUUGCCACAUACUUCUCAAUCCUUGCACUAGACGAUGUGGAGCCUUCCUUUCAAUUAAAAGAAUUGCACAUCAUGAGCAACCUCCACACCGCGUUUGAGCACGACGCUCUGGCCUCGUCCCACCCUCUCAGUCCUCCGCCGGAAAACAUCCAGGGGACUUUUGAGAUUGAAGGGAUGUUUGAUUCCAUAACCUAUUUUAAGGGAGCGGCUCUGCUGAGGAUGCUGGCAGACAUCGUGUCAGAAAGAACUUUCACCAAAGGAAUCAAAAUGUACCUCUCAGACUUCAAGUACAAUAGCACAGACCAGGACGACCUCUGGAAGUAUAUUCAAAAGGCCGUUAAUGAGGACAAUGAUUACAUUGACGUUGCCAUGGUGAUGAACGCCUGGACCAAACAAAUUGGCUAUCCUGUCAUCACCAUCAACACAACCAAUGGAGAAAUCUACCAGAAGCACUUCCUGUUCAUUGACUCACCGAAAUCUAAUCUUUGGUGGGAGAUCCCGAUCAGAGUCAUGUCAAAUGCACCCAAAUCUUCUCCUAUCUGGUUAAGAUCCAGUGAUAAAUUACAGAAAGAUGAAUUCAUCUCUAGGAAGGGAGAGUGGAUCCUGGCAAACGUCAACUGUACUGGAUACUACAGAGUCAAUUACAAUUCAGAAAACUGGGAACGUCUCCUGACUCAGCUGCAGACAAACCCUGAAAAAAUCCCACUGAUGAACCGGGGGCAGCUUAUUGAUGAUGCAUUUAACUUAGCCAGGGGCAAACUCGUUGAAGUAGCCCUGGCCCUGAAUUCAACGUGCUUCCUUCGGAGUGAGACAGAGUUUCUUCCCUGGAAGCUAGCAGUCAAGAACCUCGAGUUCUUUGUGCUCAUGUUUGACCGCUCCGAGGUGAACGGACCCAUGCAGGCGUACCUGCGCCAACAGGUCAAGGGCCUGUACAACUUCUUCCGUAACUACACAGACAAUUCCACAGUCCCGGAGGAUCACUCAUCACAGCACAACCAGAUCCUCGCCAUAGAGGUGGCGUGUUCCAAUGGACUCCCAGAAUGCUUAGAGAUGGCGACAAACAUGUUUGCGGUCUGGAUGGACAGCAACGGCACAAACCAAAUCCACCCCAACCUGCGCUCUGUGAUCUACUGCCAAGCCUUGGCCGCCGGUGGGAAAGAAGAGUGGGAUUUUGCCUGGGACAAGUUUCAAAGCGCCAGCGACACCUCGGAAAAGGAACAGCUGCGGCAGGCUUUGUCCUGCACCAAGAAGAUCUGGCUGCUUAACAGAUACCUGGAAUACACUUUGAACCCUGAGAAGAUUCGUCGGAUGGAUGUUGGUCCCACUAUUCGCGACAUAGCUCAGAACGUGGCGGGACAAGCGCUGGCCUGGAACUUCAUCAGAGCGCACUGGGCGUACGUCCAGUGGGACUCAAUCAUGCUGGUGAAGGCAGUGACCCGCAGGUUCUCCACACCAUUUGAACUGGCCGAGCUGGAGCGUUUUGGGGAAGAGUAUCCCCUGGGUGCUGCCACCAUGGCAGUGCAGCAGGCCAUCGAGCAAACCCAGGUCAACAUCCAGUGGGUCAGCGAAAACAAAGACAGCGUCCUGGAGUGGUUCGAGAACUUUGUAGAGAGGUUUUAGAUUCUUUUAGUGCCUCACAGAUCAGCGGGCAGACCUUCCUCCUCAACUAAACCCACCCGAACCGAUGGCAGUCCUACCCCAAAACAACUGGAUCACCCCAGACUGGAGAGUAACCAACCAAUAGUACAUUUAAUUCCUCCAGUAAAGACGACUGAUCCAUAGUGUUGUGCAGAGACGUGUGGCACGUGGCAAGUGAAGAGUAGUGUAAAAAGAGAUCCACUGUUUAUACACUGUAUUAUACCAUACAUUAUUGCUAUUACAACAGUCGAGUGACCAGAUUUCUGCUGCUAUAACCCUCUGUGUUAGGGAUGUAUUCUUGAAAAUGUUAAACAAAAAUUGAUAACAUGUAUUUUUUCAAAAUCCUUUAAAAAUUGUAUUUAAAAUUGUAUUUGGAAGACAAGCACAGUGAAGUUGUUUUUCCCAAAUUUGAGCCGAAUGACAGAUUCCUAUGUCUAUAUGCAUAUCAUACAUGUUGUAAUCAGGGAACCAAAUCAUCGGUAUAUGUUGCUAGAAGUUAUUUAAAAAAAAUAAAACAUUUCCUUUCAUCCAGUAUGAACAUAA
This is a messenger RNA of Pungitius pungitius (ninespine stickleback), 3482 nucleotides long. RefSeq names its product aminopeptidase N-like. The transcript is spliced from 20 exons. Gene Ontology annotation, molecular function: peptide binding; zinc ion binding; metalloaminopeptidase activity. NCBI's taxonomy places the organism in Eukaryota, Metazoa, Chordata, Actinopteri, Perciformes, Gasterosteidae. The record is from RefSeq and is a predicted model, not a curated record. Gene Ontology annotation, cellular component: cytoplasm; plasma membrane. Gene Ontology annotation, biological process: peptide catabolic process; proteolysis. Bases 75 to 2921 code for a protein of 948 amino acids.